AUGGAUAAUCCCGUAGCUGAAGAAGUUGUGAUCGUUGAGGUAGAACCCUCCUUAGAAACCAAACACUCCACUUUGAAUUUCGCCGUCAUGAUUUUAUUAAAAAUCGCUAAUCAAUUGGAACCUCUCGGUGUCCUCUGGAUCAACUAUCACCCACAUAUAUUUGGGGAAGAAGCUGUAAUCAUGCUCCCAUCACCACUUAGUUUCAUUAUAGUUGGUUUAUAUACUUUUGCAAAAAUCAAGUCGCAAGGAUAUGAAUUCCCUUUUCGCACGCACCCUGGUUCCGUCAACGUGGCGAUUACCAGCAUGCUCUUUUAUGGUUUGGCUUCUGCAGCUGAACAUUUCAUUUCUACAAUACGUCUUCCACCCCCUUCGGUUUAUGCCAUUAUUGCUCGCUUGGGAAGAAUAGGUUUUUUUUUAUUUUGGUGGCAUCUCUGUCAUCUUUGUUAUGUCUUUGAUAUUUCCAUAUCUCUUACGUGA
Molecule: messenger RNA, 477 nt
Organism: Lactuca saligna
Lineage: Eukaryota; Viridiplantae; Streptophyta; Magnoliopsida; Asterales; Asteraceae
Source: the annotation of a GenBank genome assembly